Molecule: messenger RNA, 3479 nt
Organism: Misgurnus anguillicaudatus (oriental weatherfish)
Lineage: Eukaryota; Metazoa; Chordata; Actinopteri; Cypriniformes; Cobitidae
Source: RefSeq, a predicted model, not a curated record
GACUUCCGGUUUGAAGCCGCGGACUUGUGGGAUAUGUAGUUGUGCCUCCAGUGCAGCGUGUAGUAUAAUAUAUUAAACUUUUUCUCUAAGCAGACAGAGAAAUAAGCAAAGUUUCUUUUUAAUAUCGUUUAUAUAUAUUACAACACGAGAGUAAAUAUACUUUUGAUGCAACGUGUUUACAUUUAGGCAGUGUUUGAGAAAGUAAAACAUUUGAGGUAAAACGUUGUUCUCAUUUAGCUGAACGAUUAUUGUUGACAGUUACACGGGCUGCGUUUCUUGAUUUAUUUCUCAUGUACUGUACUGUAAAUAUUGGGAUAUGGUACAAAAUGAUAAAAGAAAUAAAGACAGUGAAAGAUUAAGUAAAGGGCAGUGUUUGCUCGGUGUUGUAUGAGAUUACCUUAGUAACUGAUGGAUGAUUAAUUUAGAAACAUGAGCAUUCCUGUCCUUUAUUGAAGCCCAGAGGAAGAAGACGUGCCAGAAGUCAACACAAAAAUAGGGCAUAAAAGGAGAUUAUUUUAAGUAUGGACGCCUUUAAACAACAUAAGGAUCCAUGGAAAGUCUAUAAAGAGGAAAUGCACAGCACCACUCAUUAUUGUGUUACUCGGAGUAGCUGUCUGCUGGAAUCAAUGCAGUCAAACCAACUAAAGUCAUUAAUGGAGUCCUUCUUCAAGCGGCGUUCUGUGAGCUCCAAACACAACAGGAGAGUCAGAGCAUGUGAUCGUGUCUUGGAUAACUCUAUGAAUGUGGAUGAUUUCCUCUCCGCUCUGAGAGACGUGACAGGCAAAGACUACAAGAGAAGUGAUGUGGAGGAGUUAUUCAAUGAGAUGGACGCCUCUUGUGCUGGGCGUAUAGGAUGGGAAGCUCUCUAUAACUAUAUACUGCAGAAGUACAAGCAAAGUAGAGACUCACUACGGGCUGAACUUAAUGUACCCAUUUCACAACCACUGAUACGCCACUGCGUCUAUAACAAGCGAGAACCAAUCGUACGAAUCUUGGCAGUGGACCAGACACCAAACAUGCGUUACAUCAGCAUCAGCAAAGGAGGAACCAUCACAGCAUGGAACAGUCGUCUUGACAUCAUAAAGCACCUGAGGAUGUGUGCUGAUUCCUCUGAAAACAAAGAAUUGGGUAGAUUUCAGUGUUGUACCACAGAUGGCGUCUACAUGGCAAAUGUCCACAAGAUUGCAGUGGCAACAAUGAGCAGGGGAAUUCACUUCUUUGACGUUACAACCACUAACUGUUUUGAGCAGUUUCAUUUAUUUGGAUUGAGUCAUGUCGCAACUGCUCUGUGUUAUUGGUAUGACAAAGAGGCUCCUGGAGAGAAAUGUAUGCUGAUGUGGGGAGAUGAGAAAGGCUCUGUAAAUUUAUUGUGGUUUCUGCAGCCUUUUAAGGGGCUCUUUAUGAAUCCAUUCACUAAAAAAACUGCCCCAGCGCAUAUUUUUAUGCCAGACAUUAGUGCCCACAGUGCACUGAUCUCCUAUCAGCAAAUCCCACAAAUCCACAGUGAACCAAUCAACAGAAUCCUGUACGAGCACCACGGUGAGCUCAUUGUUACAUCAUCUGAAAGCCCAGACAGCUCUGUGGUUAUCAUUGAUAUCAAUCAGAAGAGAGAAAAUUAUAUUUGGAGAAUCGAAGAGUUACUUUUCCUGCAGGGAGUUACAUGUUUUGACUUCAGCUCUUCUCUUAACCUCCUGGUAACUGCUGGAGUGGAUGCUGCUGUGAGACUGUGGAACCGCUAUGUGACUUCUCAACCUACUGCCGUUCUGCGCAGUCACCAGACUACUGUGGUGGAUGUGGUUAUUCACCAAGCAAUGAGCAAGAUCUUCAGCUACUCUAGAGACUCUGUGCUGAACAUAUGGGAUAUAUCUUCUCAUCAAUGUGUAAAGACAAUCGAGCUGAAAUUCCCUAAUUUCCAAGCAGGCCUUGUUCUAGAACAUGGCAGCUUUCCUCUGCUCCUCAGCCUGACUGAAGAUCCUGCCCUCCUGGUGACCUGUAGGGAGUAUCUGGCCAUGCUGAGACUGCACAAAACUGAGCCCAACAAAAGCUCUAAACUCUACAGCGAUGUCCUUUACAGUCCUCGUCUUGAACAGGUUAUCACAGCCUGUGCUGACUCUUCAUUGGCUGUGUGGGAUGUGAAGACAGGCGGGAAGAAGAUGGAAAUAAGGAAUGCUCAUGGUGUGGAGAAUAUUUCCUGCAUUGCACUGGACAGAAGCCAACGCAGACUGAUCUCUGCAGCCACCAACGGCACAAUCAAGGUUUGGAACGCACUGAAUGGCCACAAUCUUCACAAGUUAGAAGCUGUCUCCAAUACAGAGGUUACAGGGAUCAUCUGUCACCAUGACAACCAGCUUAUAGCCACAGGAUGGAGUCGACUGAUUGCUCAAUAUAGCAUUGCAUUUUCAAAUGACACUUAUAUAAAAGCAGACCUGUCCUGGAAGUCUGGUCGUCAGCACAGUGAGGAUAUCAUAGCUGUGGAUCACUGCCCAAGUCUGGGACUUUUGGCAACUGGGAGUUACGAUGGAGAAAUUAUUAUAUGGAGCAUGGAUCUUCAAAAGCCAAUAACAAGACUGCAGAGAUCCCAACAGUGCAAAAUGGGAUCCCAACCAAGAGUAUAUCCACCAGUUCGUAAGCUGCUGUUCCUGCAAAGACGAGCUCAGCAAAGUGGUUUGAGAAACAGUGCCGUGCUGCUCAGCUCACAGGCCGGAUCUGUCUGCUGGUGGAGCAUCUAUGGACCCAAGCACAAACAUGGGCAGUUCUUUGUGCCUGAUGAAUCUAAUAAAAGUGUGACAGGUUUAAGUUCAGACCAGGAAAAUAGUCUACUGGUCACUGGAGACACCACGGGAUCCAUCAAGGUGUGGGACAUCUCACACUACGCCUUAUCAUCUGGAGAUGAGUCUGCAGAAGAAUUUCCCCCACUGUUACACUCUUGGAAGGGCCAUAAAGAGGCUAUAGUGAACAGUGAGAUCCUGGCGUACGACUCUCGACUCUUUGUGCUGAGCGUGUCGGUGGAUUGCAAGGCCUGUCUUUGGACCAUUGAUGGAAGUUGUGUGGGCUUUUUUGGACAGGAAGAGCAAUGGGAUUUGAGCAACCCAGACACUUAUCAAAUCAACAGGACUGAUUUUGAUUUUAUGGCAGAGCUGCAGACGCACACAUACGCGGAAGCACAUCCAACAAAUGGCAGAUGUUCCAGAAUACCACAACGGCAAUCUGGGAAAUACCCAGUGUGUUUCCUAUCCACCUCACAUGGUGUGAGCGUGUGUGUGUGUUUAUCUGCGUGUGUGUUUUUUGAUUGGAGGCUGUGUCUACAUGGAAGUGGGAAGGUGCAGUUGGAAUGUCGCCUAAAGGCAAGAGAACCGCACUGCUUCCACGCUUCACUCCGUGAGGCUGAAGCAAGAGACACACACACAGCAAACCAAACCAACCUUCACCUUCAGUCAAAAGGCCAUCGCGGUGUCAGAGUCAGCUAUGAGAAAGACUAA